Dioscorea cayenensis subsp. rotundata (Guinea yam) is the source of this 648-nucleotide messenger RNA. Its product is annotated as 60S ribosomal protein L22-2-like. The transcript is spliced from 2 exons. Gene Ontology annotation, biological process: cytoplasmic translation. Gene Ontology annotation, cellular component: ribosome. Gene Ontology annotation, molecular function: structural constituent of ribosome; RNA binding. The record is from RefSeq and is a predicted model, not a curated record. NCBI's taxonomy places the organism in Eukaryota, Viridiplantae, Streptophyta, Magnoliopsida, Dioscoreales, Dioscoreaceae. The coding region runs from base 48 to 437 and encodes 129 amino acids.
AAAACCCUAACCCUAAUUUCAGCUACUCCGGUGAGUGAACUUCAGAAAUGAGCCGAGGAAGCGGAUCCGGGCCGUCGGGGGCCAAGGCGGGGAAGAAGAAGGGGUCGACGUUCGUGAUCGACUGCGCGAAACCGGUGGAGGACAAGAUCAUGGACAUCGCGUCCUUGGAGAAGUUCCUCCAAGAGCGCAUCAAGGUUGGCGGUGGAAAGCCCGGAGCUUUCGGUGAUGCUGUCACUGUCACUCGCGAGAAGACCAAAAUCACCGUCACCACCGACGGCCCCUUCUCUAAGCGGUAUUUGAAGUACUUAACAAAGAAGUACUUGAAGAAGCAUAAUGUCCGGGAUUGGCUGCGGGUGAUUUCAUCAAAUAAGGACCGCAACGUGUAUGAGCUGAGGUACUUCAACAUUGCUGAGAACGAGGGCGAGGAGGAAGAGUGAUUUGCUGCGGCAACAGAACCGGGAUUGUUUUCGUUUGAGCUUUAGUUUUAAUGUUAUUUGAAUGCCACCACUUCUGUCUGAAGGAAACUAGCAUUUGCAGCUACUUCUGUUUGUGGUUUACUAUGUAUUAUGAAAAUUUUGUAAACCUUUAUUUGUCAGAAAACUAUGUGAUUUUUCUUCCAGCUUCCAACGAAUGAUUUAUCUGUUGUCA